Molecule: messenger RNA, 3656 nt
Organism: Acinonyx jubatus (cheetah)
Lineage: Eukaryota; Metazoa; Chordata; Mammalia; Carnivora; Felidae
Gene: NIPAL1
Product: NIPA like domain containing 1
Exons: 6
Coding region: 104-1366 (420 amino acids)
Biological process (GO): magnesium ion transport
Cellular component (GO): membrane
Molecular function (GO): magnesium ion transmembrane transporter activity
Source: RefSeq, a predicted model, not a curated record
UUCCAGACCCUGCAGCUCCGCCCCAUCGCGGGUCCAGGAGGAGGAGGAGAGGCCCAGGUGGAGGAGGAGCGACGCCUGCUCCGGGAAGCCCCGUCUGGGGGCCAUGGGGGCACAGGUGAGGCUGCCGCCUGGAGAGCCCUGCCGGGAAGGCUACAUGCUAUCUCUAGUCUGUGCAAACUCCUCCCAGGCCUGGUGUGAGAUCACAAAUGUGUCACGACUGCUGGCUUCUCCUGUCCUCUACAGGGACCUGAAUUCCAGCUACAGGGACCUGAAUUCCAGCAUAAGCAACUUGAUCAUUUCUGCAAAUGUAGAAAACAGAUACAGUCUGUAUGUAGGCCUAAUGCUGGCAGUAAGUUCCAGUAUUUUUAUUGGUUCCAGCUUCAUACUGAAAAAGAAGGGCCUCUUGCAACUGGCAAAGAAGGGCAUUACCAGAGCUGGACAAGGUGGACAUUCUUACCUCAAGGAAUGGCUCUGGUGGGCAGGAUUACUCUCAAUGGGAGCCGGAGAAGCGGCGAAUUUUGCAGCUUAUGCUUUUGCACCGGCCACCUUGGUCACCCCGCUGGGUGCUCUGAGUGUGCUCGUAAGUGCAAUAUUGUCUUCCUAUUUUUUAAAUGAGCAACUGAACAUUCAUGGCAAAAUAGGCUGCAUAUUAAGUAUAUUGGGGUCUACUGUGAUGGUUAUCCAUGCCCCACAAGAAGAGGAAGUCACUUCUUUGCAUGAAAUGGAAAUGAAAUUGAGAGACCCAGGAUUUAUUUCCUUUGCUGUGAUCAUAACUGUGAUCUCGUUGGUGCUGAUUUUGAUCGUGGCUCCCAGGAAGGGACAGACCAAUAUAUUGGUCUACAUUUCAAUCUGUUCAUUAAUUGGAGCAUUUUCAGUUUCUUCUGUCAAGGGCCUGGGAAUUGCCAUUAAGGAACUAUUGGAAUGGAAGCCAGUUUAUAAGCACCCACUGGUCUUUGUUUUGUUAGGUGUACUCGUGCUUUCGGUGACGACACAGAUUAACUAUCUCAACAAGGCACUGGACACCUUUAACACAUCUCUUGUGACUCCCAUUUAUUAUGUGUUCUUCACGUCCAUGGUAGUAACUUGCUCCGCCAUCUUAUUCCAAGAAUGGUAUGGCAUGAAAGCUGGAGAUAUCAUCGGGACCCUGAGUGGGUUCUUCACCAUCAUCAAUGGCAUCUUUCUUCUACAUGCUUUUAAAAACACUGACAUUACCUGGAAUGACCUGACAUCCACCACACAGAAAGAAGUCCUCUCGCUGAAUGGCAGUGAAGACAAAUAUGUCUUACUGGAGCACACAGAAUAUUCAACCCCAGGAUACAAUGAUGACAUUACUUUGUUUAGCAGGAUUGACGAUCAAAGUCUCUAGAAACCCCAAACUUUAGCCAAUGGAAGACACUUGGAGAGGACAAGAAAUACCUAAUUCUUAGAAGAACUAUUAGGAAAGCUGACAUUUUUAAAGUUCUAACUAAUAGUUUAGAUGUGAGCUUCCCCCCACUCCCCUCAAAAAAGCCUCGAUUUUAGCCAUCAAAUUUGAAAACCAAGGUUUGGAUCCUCCUCCAGAGGACUUCCAGUGUUUUUCAUUUCUACAAACUUGAAACAUUCCCUGAGCACAAAAGAAGUUCAAGAGUUACAUGGGUCUCUGAGUUACUCUUCUGGUCACAAUAUAUUUGGCUGUGCCAGGUGGCUCUUCACUUCUUUGGCUGCUGUUCGUAGUAAUUCAUAGAUAAACUUAGCUAUGUGCUGAUAAGCAGAACAUCAGCCAUCAUUCUCUGAUGAGUCAUCGUUUCAAAUUAUUAAAACUGAGACGCGAGAUCACUGAUGCUCCCCCCGCCCCUUCCAUAACUUCUUUCUUAAUAAACUAGAUGGCUGAAGAGGGGAAUGCGGAAGAAAAAAUAGGCCUGCUUUGGAAAUCCGCUCCUUGGUGGGUUAGAAUGCACAAGACACAGUCCAUGAAGAGCUUAUGAAUUGUAAUUUAUUAGCAGAUCAUAAAAACUUACUACCAAUUCAAAAGGGGAGAAUAGAGGAAGGAGAGAAAUACUUAAGUGAAACAGUAUUUUCUCUUUUCACAAAAACAAAUGCAAACGAUUCGUUUCAAGGGUUCUUUUAACUCAAACCUGAACAACGUGAGACAAAAUUGAGUUUCUGGAGAAGACCAAAUGAUUUAAGCUUUGGAGUUCCUUAUAUUCAUGUUGUCCCUUUCUCUUACUAUUAUCCCAAAGGUCAUUUUCCCUGUUGACAUAGAGACUUUUGUAAAGUCUGUAAAUGUAAAUUGGCACAUUAUUUUAAUAUUAUAUUGUAUACUUAGGUUUUUCUCAACUGUCUGAUUCCCAAAGGGUAGGCUGUUUGGAAACAACUAGAAAAAUCUUUGUAAAAACCUGAAUGAGUUAUCGUAAUUAUUCCCUUGAAAUUUGGCACUUUCAUGCUUAUCAAGAAAAUUAUAAUUAGUUACUAAUCUUUACAAAAAUAUGCACAUCCUAUCACAAUAAGUGGCAGACUGUCUUUUUCUGUUGAAUUUCAUCCUGACCAUGUUUUCCGUACAUUUUGUUGACAAGUGUUUUGGGAGACUGGGAAAGGAGGUUAACUUCCUAGAAAACAAAAUAUUAAGACCUCAGGGACUACUACAGGAAAAUACCUUUUGCUUAUUAAAACUUACACACAAUUUUCCUGUCUCUAAGCACACAGCAGGAAUAAAAUUUUUGGUAGCCUUUAAUGUGUAUGGACAGGUAUCUUAUCACUCAUUGAUUUCAUGGGAAAGAAAUUACCUAUUUCUAGACUAAAUUUAUUUCCAUCCAAAACAAAACAAAAAUCCUAACUAAAAAGUUACGAUAUUAGAGGGAAAAAAAAGAACAAAAACCUUUCAGGUUGAUUGGAUUUUUCUGUUCCAACAGAAUGUUUCAUUUGUUCGUAAUCUAGCUCAAGUCCGCUCUGGGUCAUAAUGAUAAGUUCUAUUAUUUAGAAUUCUAUUAAACGGACUUCAGCAUUUCCCAGUUCUAUUAGCUAUGACUGAUGUUCCCAGGGAUGUCCAGAGAGGACUGCAAAGUUUUAAAGGGCUGUCACCUUCUCUUCAGCACUUCUCAGUGUUGAGUGCAACACAGUGCGUUCUGAUUUUUGAAAACUGAUAAUCCAUGGAAGACACAUGGGUUGAUACCUCAGGUCAAGUACGUGUUUACUCUGUUGAUUGCUGUUUCACUUUAACUGUAGAUCAGAUGUAUAAGCUAUGAACAGAAGUUCGCAGGAAAAGUAUUUUCUGAAAAGGUCGUGUUUAAAAAUUGUAAAAAUUCUUUUAAAGUGUUCCCCCCCCCCCCCCCCCCCCCCCGUUGAAAAACUGUAUUGGUUUCUCUAGGACACUUUCUUAGUGAGGAAAUGAAAGACAUCCACCCGAGGCUACGGUGGUUCUCUGCUCUAGUGAAAUUGUGUCAGGUAUUUCUUAAUGCCACCUGUUGCAAAGCUUUGCCCUUCGUGUAUUGUGCCCAGGCUAAAGAUUUUUGGAACGCAAGAACCCACGUGGAUCUUGGAUUGGAAAAUGAACUGGUAUUGCACAUACACCCAGGAGAAAGGCUGAGAAAGAUUUAAUAAGUUGAAGUGUGUUGAGAACCAUUGAAAUAUUUUAAAAACUCUUAAAUAAUCCCUGGUGGGCACUUGCAUCAAAAAACUAA